GACUCUGUCGGCCAUUGCUCCAUAAGCACGCCUAGCCAGUGUACCGUCGGCCUUAUCCGGCAAUAUCUCGUGUCUGGAGAGCUGCCGGAAGCCGGUACAGUUUGCCCAGUUGAUAUUUUGCCAUUUUAUUUCGAGGAACGAAACCUGUAG
Messenger RNA from Colletotrichum navitas, 150 nucleotides. RefSeq lists its product as uncharacterized. The record is from RefSeq and is a predicted model, not a curated record. The annotation marks the transcript as partial. NCBI's taxonomy places the organism in Eukaryota, Fungi, Ascomycota, Sordariomycetes, Glomerellales, Glomerellaceae. The transcript has a single exon.